Messenger RNA from Penicillium longicatenatum, 2469 nucleotides. Its product is annotated as PDPK1 family serine/threonine-protein kinase. The record is from RefSeq and is a predicted model, not a curated record. The transcript has 2 exons. Bases 1 to 2469 code for a protein of 822 amino acids. Lineage: Eukaryota; Fungi; Ascomycota; Eurotiomycetes; Eurotiales; Aspergillaceae. Gene Ontology annotation, biological process: intracellular signal transduction; peptidyl-serine phosphorylation. Gene Ontology annotation, molecular function: ATP binding; protein serine/threonine kinase activity.
AUGAAUGGGGAUUUAAGCCUAUCCCAGUCCCUGGGAGGGCUUCGGAUAGCAAAUCCAGAUGAUUCGCCCCUGCCAUCAGAAGACGCGACCGCUGGUUCGAUGGGAUCCAGUCCAACCGGUCAACCGGGCGGUUCGGUAUCAACACAUCCACAGAAUCCCGCACCGAGCGAUGAGUCCCCCACGGCAUUUCCUCCUGCACCCUACGAGGCUCCAGCAUCGGUCGACAAUCGUUCACCUGUCGCCUAUCAAUAUCCUGAUAAUUCUCCGCCCUCCGGCCCUUACCAGCCGUACUCGACACAUCCCCACGCUAAUCCCCCAAACCCUUCCCGACCCCUUUCCUCUUUAUACGCCAACGGUUCGGCCUCCUCCGUACUUCCCCGGGAUAAUUCAUACCGCAUGCGAACGGAUUCCGGUGCAUCCUCUACCUCAACGUCCCAUUCUCGAAAAGACGCUCGUGGCGCCGCCGUAGCCUUGCAAGCAGGCGUUCCAGUCCGCGACAACUCUCACAGCGACCGCUCCUACCGCACAGGGCACAUCCCGGCCAAUGGAGCGGUAAUGCGUCAGCCAUCCAGAGCACACGCCCGAGGAAGCACACAAUCUCAAAUGGCCAGGACCCCUUACGGCAUGGAGAACGGCCCAGCACCCAGCAGCGACGACUGGCAGGAUCGCGGGGCCGCUGUCUCCGUGAGACAGGAAGUGGACGCCAAUGGGAAGACAGUCUCCCGUUAUAUCAAGAAGGGUGUUCGUGAUUUCUCGUUCGGCAAUACCCUCGGAGAAGGAUCCUACAGUACAGUUGUAUUUGCAACGGAUCGACAAACAUUGAAGGACUAUGCAAUCAAGAUUCUAGACAAGCGACACAUCAUCAAGGAGAAGAAAGUGAAAUAUGUCAACAUUGAGAAGGACACUUUGAAUCGCUUGACCGACCACCCGGGAGUUGUGCGACUCUAUUACACCUUCCAGGAUGAACGCUCACUAUAUUUUGUGUUAGACCUUUGCAAAGGAGGCGAGCUUCUGGGUGUUCUCAAGCGGAUGUCAACCUUUGACGAAGAGUGCACCAGGUUUUACGGUGCGCAGAUUCUGGACGCGAUAGAUUAUAUGCACAAGUGUGGUGUGAUUCAUCGAGACUUGAAGCCGGAGAACGUCUUGCUCGACCACCAGAUGCAUAUCAAGAUUACCGAUUUCGGCACAGCCAAGAUCCUCAAACCCUCACAACGACCAAACGAUAGCGUGAACUCAAUUCCACAGAUGGACUCGACAGAGAUUCCAGAGGAUGAGAGGGCGAGUUCAUUUGUUGGUACCGCGGAAUACGUUAGCCCCGAAUUGUUAACGGACAAGAAUGCUUGCAAGGCAAGUGAUCUGUGGGCGUUUGGCUGCAUCAUUUACCAAUUGUUGGCCGGGCGUCCGCCUUUCAAGGCGGGCAAUGAGUACCAAACUUUCCAAAAGAUUGUCGCCCUGGACUAUGAAUUCCCUAUCGGAUUCCCAGCCGUUGCUCGCGAUCUUGUCGAGCGUCUUCUUGUGCUCGACCCAGCUCAGCGAUUGCAGAUUGAGCACAUUAAGAACCACGAGUUCUUUGAUGGUAUCUCCUGGGGGACUGAUCUGUGGAAACAAAAAGCCCCCCGGUUGAAGGCUUAUGUCCCACCUCCUCGUGAGCCUAUCAAGCUUAAUGGCGACAGCAGCGAGAGCUUUCCUCCCGCGAUCUCGACGGCUCCAUCUAACGCACCCAAUGCCAGCUCCCGAGCUCUUCCAAGGGUGGUCACCGAACUGCCUCCGCCAAGUCAACUCGACAUCGAAUGGUCACCGGUGUUGAGCAAAAAUAACGAGAGAAUUCUGAAGCUAGGAAACAUGGUCGUCUUGUCUUCUCCUGCAUCCCACAGUCCAACUUCCAAGAACGGUAGCAGCGAAGUUGAGGCUCCCAAAAAGUUCUCGCGUUUCUUUUCAAGCACAGCAACUAAGAAACGACAACGGCUGGUCAUGGUCACCUCAUCAGCUCGGAUCAUUCUGGCUGCAUCUGGUGGUGAUGAAAAGAAGGCAAAGCUCGAAAUUUCUCUCCUUGCCCCCGGAACACACUGGAGAAGCACGACCGACGCGAAAGGGCACUCAUCCUGGAUUGUGGAUACAAGAGAGAAACACUUUGUCUUUGAAGAUCCUAAGCCGUCAUCAAGCAAUAUCGGAUCCACCGCGGUCUCAGCACAAGAGUGGCUGGACGCACUGGACCGGGCUCGUGAGAUGGCUUUGACACAACAAAGUUCUGGAUCUUAUUCCGCCGAAGACGCAUUUCGCAACAUGUCUUCGGGAUUCUCCAGUCACGCCAACACUCUGGACCGUAAUACUGAGCUUCAGAAUGAGAAUAAUGUGCCUCCUCCGGGGCGCAAUACGUUGGUGAAGCAACAGGCCGAUACGGAGUCGGUCAAGGGGAAGAAGAGAUUUAGUCGACGUCAUUCGAAGAAUGGCCUUGCCGCUGUUUUCUAA